Messenger RNA from Schistocerca gregaria, 1756 nucleotides. Its product is annotated as cytochrome P450 6k1-like. Gene Ontology annotation, molecular function: iron ion binding; heme binding; oxidoreductase activity, acting on paired donors, with incorporation or reduction of molecular oxygen. The coding region runs from base 61 to 1617 and encodes 518 amino acids. The record is from RefSeq and is a predicted model, not a curated record. The transcript has 8 exons. Lineage: Eukaryota; Metazoa; Arthropoda; Insecta; Orthoptera; Acrididae.
AUUCAUACUUAGACUAUCGGGACAUGCGCACGAGCUGCGGCAGUGAACGGAGUCUUCAGCAUGGCUUUCUACGCAGAGUCGUGGCUCACAGAGCUGUUGGUAGCCCUGUCGCUGGUAGUGGCGGCUGCGUACGUGUGGUUCUCCCACUCGUUCAAGUACUGGAAGAAGAAGGGAGCGCCCUAUCUGGAACCGCAGUUCCCCUUUGGUAACGUCUACAAAAGUUUUGUGGGCAAGCUCUCAAUGCCAUUGGAUAUAGUUGACGCCUACUGGCAACUGAAAGGCAAUCGUUUCGGCGGGAUAUAUUUCUUCACUCGACCAACCCUAUUGGUACUGGAUCCGGAUUUGAUCCGCUGCAUUCUCGUCAAGGACUUCUGGACCUUCCAAGACAGAAUGACAUUAGUAAACGAGAACGAACCUAUAAGCCAACACCUUUUUGCUAUUCGUGGGAACAAAUGGCGCAGGUUACGUGUGAAGUUGACGCCCACGUUUACAUCUGGAAAAAUGAAGAUGAUGUUCCAGACAAUGGCGGACUGCGGCCGCGAGAUGGCGGAGGUGCUGGAGGCUCCAGCGUCGCGCGGGGAGGUGGUCGAGAUGCGGGAGCUGAGCGCCCGCUACUCCACUGACGUCAUCGCGUCCGUCGCCUUCGGCAUCCAGGUCGACUGCCAGCGGAACCCGGAGAACGAAUUCCGGCAGUGGGGGCGGCGCGUCUUCGAGCCGGGUCUGCUGGCCACCCUCAACGCGCUCAUCUCCUCCAUCAGUCCCAAACUGCUGACUACACUAAGGGUAAGAAGUAAUCUUUCAGUGAUCUCAGCGUACUUCCGCGGCAUGGUGAGGGAGACAGUGAAGUACAGGGAGGAGAACAACAUAACGAGGAAUGACUUCAUGCAGCUGAUGAUCCAACUCAAGAACAAGGGAAGCGUCGACACCACCAAGGGCGGAGAGCACGAGGAGGCUGGAGGAGAUGUCUGGAAGUUAUCGAUCGACGACGUCGCAGCCCAGGCGUUCGUGUUUUUCGUCGCCGGUUUCGAGACCUCGUCCACCACCAUGAGCUUCGCCCUUCACGAGCUGGCUCACCACCCAGACGUCCAAGCGCGCUUGCAGGAGGAGAUCGAUUCAGUCCUUAAGCAGCACAGUGGGCAAGUCACCUACGACGCAAUCAGCAGUAUGCACUACCUCGAUAAAGUAGUUGCAGAGACCCUGAGGAAGUAUCCGCCAAUUCCGUUGCUGAACAGAAUGUGCAAUCGUGAGUACAAGAUACCUGACAGUGACGUAGUCGUGGACAAGGGCACCUCUAUUAUUAUACCUGUGUACGGACUGCACCACGACCCAGAGAUCUUCCCAGACCCCGAGCGUUUUGACCCCGAGAGGUUCUCUGAGGAGCAGAAGGCCCAGAGACACCCCUACGUCUACCUCCCCUUCGGAGAGGGUCCACGGAACUGCAUAGGUAUGCGGUUUGGACUGCUCCAGACCAAAGUCGGUCUUACGAACGUACUCGCAAACUUCAGCGUAGUGCCAUGUGAGAAGACAGUUCGCCACUUGUCCUUCGAACCCAGAUCAGUCAUCCUGAAACCAAAAAGUGGUAUCCAACUGAGACUCAAGAAGAGAAACAAAGUGUAGUGCUUCUCAUCUAUCAUUGGAUAUCUUAUAAAAGACAAUGCUUUUAUCAUACUCGCACAUUCUAUGAAACAAAACAAAAAUUACCUGAUUGAGUGCUUACUUUCAUGUAGUCUAUAUUAAUAAAUUGCUGGUAAUAAUU